Messenger RNA from Peromyscus maniculatus bairdii (prairie deer mouse), 7501 nucleotides. It is a transcript of the gene Atxn1l, whose product is annotated as ataxin 1 like. Lineage: Eukaryota; Metazoa; Chordata; Mammalia; Rodentia; Cricetidae. Gene Ontology annotation, biological process: anatomical structure development; regulation of DNA-templated transcription. Gene Ontology annotation, cellular component: nucleus. Gene Ontology annotation, molecular function: RNA binding; protein binding. The record is from RefSeq and is a predicted model, not a curated record.
GGGCCGGGGAUGGCGGCGGCCGCGGUGGCGGCGGCUCCGGGACGAGCGGGAGGAGUCCAGGGAGCUCCGUGAAAUGGGCCGGCUCCUAAGCCAGAGGGGAGGACACCUACUAAAACUGCUCAGAAGUACCACCAGAAGCUCAGAUGUGGGCACCCCAGCCAGCAGCAGAGAAGGGUGCAGGGAAGCCACAGAGAAGUCCCUUCUGAUGCCCCAGGGAGCAAGCAAACCCCAUCCAGGCUCCAGGAACACCGCAAAGCAAUAUGAAACCUGUUCAUGAAAGGAGUCAGGAAUGCCUUCCACCAAAGAAACGAGACCUCCCUGUGACCAGCGAGGACAUGGGGAGAACUGCCAGCUGCUCCACAAACCACACGCCCUCCAGUGAUGCCUCUGAAUGGUCCCGAGGGGUCGUGGUGGCCGGGCAGAGCCAGACGGGAGCCAGAGUCAGCCUCGGGGGCGAUGGAACUGAGGCCAUCACUGGUCUGACAGUCGAUCAGUAUGGCAUGCUCUAUAAGGUGGCUGUGCCACCUGCCACCUUUUCACCAACUGGCCUCCCAUCUGUUGUGAACAUGAGUCCCUUACCCCCCACGUUUAAUGUAGCGUCUUCACUGAUUCAACAUCCAGGAAUCCACUAUCCCCCAGUCCACUAUGCUCAGCUCCCAUCCACCUCACUGCAGUUUAUUGGGUCUCCUUAUAGCCUUCCUUAUGCUGUGCCACCUAAUUUCCUACCUAGUCCCCUCCUUUCUCCUUCUGCCAACAUUGCCACUACUCACCUUCCACACUUUGUGCCAUAUGCCUCCCUCCUAGCCGAAGAAGCUACUCCUCCCCCCCAGGCUGCAUCCCCAGCCCAGCCAUUUAACAAGUCCUCUUCUGCCACCUCCCCACCCGGCCAGUUGCCACAUCACUCGAACGCUCAACCACUGGAUCUUGCUCCAGGCCGGAUGCCCAUUUAUUAUCAAAUGUCUAGGCUACCUGCUGGAUAUACCUUGCAUGAAACUCCAACAGCAGGUGCCAGCCCCGUUCUUACCCCUCAGGAGGGCCAGUCUGCUCUCGAAGCAGCUGCUGCCAAUGGACAGAGACAGCGAGAUCGAAAUGUAAGACGAGAAAGUGAAGCCCUUGAUUCCACCGGCAGCAAGGGCGAAGGCCAAGGACUGGUGCCGGUGGUCGAAGGCAUGGCGGACGGACAGUUGUUUUCAGGGUCUCAGACUCCACGAGUGGAGGUGGCGGCGCCAGCACACCGAGGGACCCCAGACACCGACCUGGAGGUCCAGCGGGUAGUUGGCACUUUAGCUUCUCAGGACUAUCGUGUGGUGGCAGCUCAGAGGAAAGAUGAAGCCAGCCCUCUUAACCUAUCCCAUCAUACCCUUGACCAUCAGGGUGAGGGACGAGGGUCAGCCAGGAAUCCUACAGAACUGGUGGAGAAAAAUCAGGCCCGUGUGUUCUACCCUCAGUCGCAUCAGGAACCAGUAAAACACAGACCUUUACCCAAAGCAAUGGUUGUAGCCAAUGGCAACCUGGUGCCCACUGGAGCUGACCCUAGCCUGCUGCCUGUAGGCUCGGAGAUCCUGGGGGCACCAAGUCUGGACAUGCAGGCCAGAGCCACCUUCCCAGACAAGGAGCCAACACCACCUCCUGUUACCUCCUCCCACUUGCCCUCCCAUUUCAUGAAAGGCGCCAUCAUUCAGCUGGCUACAGGAGAGCUGAAGCGGGUAGAGGACCUCCAAACCCAGGAUUUUGUGCGCAGUGCCGAAGUGAGUGGGGGGCUGAAGAUUGACUCUAGCACGGUUGUGGACAUUCAGGAGAGCCAGUGGCCUGGAUUUGUCAUGCUGCAUUUUGUGGUUGGUGAACAGCAGAGCAAAGUGAGCAUCGAGGUGCCUCCCGAGCACCCCUUUUUUGUAUAUGGCCAGGGCUGGUCCUCCUGCAGCCCUGGGCGGACUGCACAGCUCUUCUCUCUGCCCUGUCACCGGCUCCAGGUGGGAGAUGUCUGCAUCUCUAUCAGUUUACAGAGCUUGAACAGUAACUCAGUUUCUCAGACCAGCUGUGCUCCCCCAGGCCAGCCGGCUAUACCCCGAGAAAGGCCUGAGAGGACAGUCUUGGGGCCCAGAGAACUAUGUGACAGCGAGGGGAAGAUCCCGCCUUCAGGAGAGGGUUCCCGGGUGGGAGAGCCCUCCCAGCCUGAGCCUGGUGCUCAGGCCUGCUGGCCAGCCCCAAGCUUCCAAAGAUACAGCGUGCAAGGGGAGGAGGCGCGGGCUGCGCUGCUCCGUCCCUCUUUCAUCCCACAGGAGGUAAAGCUGUCCAUCGAAGGGCGUUCCAAUGCAGGAAAAUGAACCUCUUUCCAGCCCAGGACUGGGGCUUUAUCCCCAGAGGUGAGCCUCACCGUGAGCAGCCAGAGGAUUUGCACAUGCCAAGCAGAGAAUGGGUCUCUUGGCAGUGAGAUUUGAGGGAAAUAGGAGGCAUGAAGACAGCCUCCCAAAGCAGGAUCUGUUGCUCAUUAAUUACCCCAUGGCAUCCUUUCAGGACAGCCCUAGGGGAUGCUGAGAUGAGGAAUAGCAGGCUUGGAGCAGGAAAGGGCGGGAGUGCACAUAGGAUAAGAAACAUUCCAAAGUCAGGGCCGCCCUGUUUUUUUCCUACGUGGUCCUGGCUCCUGCGAGGGAAAGUACAGGCUUUGGGAGCAGGUGGCAGAGGGAGCAAAGAAAGAGCCAAAAAUGAUCCACAGCUUAUAGUAGCAGUAAAACUGUUUCCUUUCUUUUUUCCUCCCCUCCCUUUCUUGUGGUGGGAGGGCAGGAGGCCCAAUGGUUGAAAAUGAGAAGGUUCCCACCCAGAACUCUUCUUGUGAGAGACGUGCACUUUAAAGGGUGAUUUUUGUUACAGAUGUUUAUGGCUGGGUUGGGGUUGGGGUUGGGAAGCACCAUGAUCUACGGAACUCUGCUUGACGCUUUGCUUCUGCCCAUUGCCAUCUCACCUCCCAUUCCUCUGUAAGGCUUUCUAGCAGUUUAGGGGCCAAAAGAGAGAGGAGAAAUCCCUUCAGGGCUGAGAAUGAAGGACUGCCUUGCCGGGACCCAGUCGGGGGCUUUGGGGAAAAGACUUGACUGCUAGACGAUGGGCCCUAGGCAGGGCUUUUGAAAGGUGGCUGACCCAACAAAACUCCCACUCCACAUGUCAGGCCUGCUUUGACAUUUCCGAGUCUCUAGUAGUGACUUUGGAAAGCCCUGGAGGACCUUCUCCUCUAGGCACCCACACUCCUCCAUUACCUGUCUAUGUUGUGCCUAAGUGCCUGCGCUGCCCCCGCCCUUCUGCUGCCCUGACCUCUGCAUGGUGUCUUGAUCUGGGCCUCACGUGUAGCUGCACUGCCUUUGUCCACUAAGACCUCUUGUUUUUGAUGUAUAAGGGUCUCUGGUUUCCCUAUCGGCUAUAACUUUUAUAUUUAGAAACUCAAUCAUGUCCUCUUUCACUGGCAGCACUAUAGUGGAGAAACAAAGAAGAAACCAUGCCCUAAGCUGAGCAUUUCCCAUUCUGGUGGUUUUACUUGGCCCCUCCCAUCUCAGUCCAUUGCCUCUCAGCAUUUUGGCAUCUCCCAACUGUGCCCUUCCAGUGUCAGCCCUGAAAGUCCAGGGUAGUCCCUGUACCAUCUUAGCGGCUGUCGCCUUGUGUGGUGGUGGGUUCUUCUACAAAGAGGAUUUGCUAUCUUGGCUGUGUUUGCUGCCAUCUCCCUUAAACCACAUGUCACCUGCAGCUUGUAGUGUCAGCUUAGGCCGUAGGAUUCCACUGGGUGUUAAGAUGUAGGCUCCCCCACCAACUUUCAGGUGGUUGAGUGGUUUUUGUGUGGAUUUUUUUUUAAAGGGGGAGUGUGUGGUUCUUUAGACUCUUGAAGGCAACUCAGGGUAUUGUCCACCCAGCUCUCUAGUUAGACUUCUCCUAGAGUAUGAUUGUGGCAUUUCCUUCAUAGAUAGACUUGGAGCGGUCAAGACCUGGCCUGUCAUCAGGAGGCCCACACUUCUGAGGUAUGAGCAAAACUUAAGGCAAGUCUUGUGAUCUCUCUCUCUUUCACUUCCUCCCCAGCUGCCAAAUGGGGAUAAAUAAUCUUACCUACCUCCUGGGGGGAGGGGAAGUUCUGAGAAUGGAGUCAUUCUUAGUGUUCAGGUGCUAAAGGUUCUCUUCGGGAAUAGAGUGACAGAAGCUGGCUGGCGGGCUGCAAGCCCUGCAUUCUGUUUCAGACCUUGAGAGCAGAUACCUGGUCAGCAAGCUUUUCGGGGAACAUCCAAACGAAGCUGCUUAACUUAGGCUGACAAGUCCUUAAGUCUGGGAGUGUUGUCAGAGUCCGACACCAACCCUGUGCUGUGGUAGAGAUCACGUUCUUUCCCCUCUUCUGCCCCCAGUCCUCGAUUGCUGCUUCUCUGGCUUAUUUCCUACAGCGGGGCCUGUGGGCUUGAGUCUUAAGGAUUCUCUCAGAUGAGAGCUGUAGGAGAAGGCCUCCUCUCUGUUUGGCGAGCAACUCCUUCCUAGGGGUCAAUGUAUGUGCGGGUUUCUCGAAAGCCCCCUUUCUCACACGAAGGUUCAUCCUGGGAAUUUAGUGACAUGCACUGUAGAUGCUCAAGAAAUGUCUACCAGGGAUACCACUGAGCUUCUUCUUAAUGGGGCCAACGUGCAUCCGGUUGUAGUUGAAGUCAAAUCACUCUCUACUCAGACUAGUAGCUUUCUAGCCUGUAAUGCCCGCUGAAUCCUGGAAAAAGAAAUUGUUGAAGACUUGGCCAAAUUGGGCACUGACCUUUCUGCUGUGGUUCCUUUUUUAUCCCUGUCUGAUAAAGUAAUAACAGUAACUCCCUUAAUAUGGUGCCGUGCAUUCGUAACACGCUUUUGCUGAGCUGAGGGCUCCCUUUCCUGAAGUGUGCACCCCUAGAAAAGAAUGCUUGUCAGAGCUGUGGCAGUGCUUACCCUAAGUGUGUAAGAGACAUGAGUGGUCUUUAGAGUAAGCAUUUCAGUGGUUAGCUGUCAGCUUUUGGGGACUGGGCCGUUGACAAAGAUCAGCCUGUUCCCAGUCAGUGAUAGGACAUUCCCAGAACUUGGAGAAAGUUCUGAAACUGAACGGAAAUACAGGUGCCAAUUUAGAAGAAGGGGAACUUGGUAAAGGAUGAUGGGUAAUCUAAGAUCAUCCUUAUCAAGAUAGGAAGUGGGGAAGGGGCUUGGGCCCUCAGAGGUGAGGGAGGAGCCUGAGUAGAGCUAGACUGACCCCUCUUUACACUUAGGGUCCCAUUUGGUCCUAACACCAUGGGCUUUGCUCUGUGCUGCUUUGGCCACUGCUGUUGUCUGCUCACUGUCCUGCCUGUUGCCCAUUUAGCUCCUGUCCUUCAUGUCUUUGGCCAUGUAGACUAAGCUCAGACAUCCGGUCCAUUCUAACUUGUGUUCUACCAGUGUUUCUGCGCAGCACAGUCACGUUAGACAGGGUUGGUCUGCAUGCUGUUGAAGGGCUAGUAGAUCUGGAAGGAUGUGGCUUCAGUGCUGUCAGGAGCCCGUUGGCUCCAAAAAUUUGCCUGUCUUGAGAGAGAAACAAGCGGGUCCUACUAGAGACAGUCUUUUCUCUCUUUUAUGGUACUUUGUAGCGUGUUUCAAGACAAGAAGAACCAACCGUGUUAGGUGUUGAGCCAGGAUCCUAGUGGCAUUCCUCUAGCCCCAUGUUCUGGGGUUGAGAAAGAGUUUGAAGUUUGGCUGAAAUAGCUCCUCCAUUUCAUGGGUUUAAUUUUCUUUUUGCCAGUGGGUAUCCCAGGCCUUUUAAGAGACGAACAGGACGGCGGCAUGAUUUAAACCCGCACUGAGUAGGCAUGUUGAGUGGUUACACUGGCACCAGCUGACGGACGUCGGGAAAGGCUCAGGCCUUUGGGGUAAAGAUAACCAGAUUCCUUGAAUUGGCCAUGGGAGAUUAGGCCACAGUCCUAGAAGCAAAUAGGACAGAGGCCACGUUUUAGAGAGGUGUGUUGACCUCCUAGGAUUAAGUUUACUAAACUACACUGAAGCUAUAGUACUUUCUAGAUCAGAAAAGUUGUACACUACAGUUGAAGAGCUGAAUUCUACUAUAGAUGGAUGUUAGCCUUUGCUUGGAAGCCUUCACCUUCUAGCUUCCCCAGGGUUGGAAAGGUCUCCCACAUUAUGCAAUAAUAAAAUAAGUAUCUGGGUCUUUGCAGCUGUCAGUUUUUUUCAACUCUAGGAUCCAUCUUUGGACCUAAAGCCUGGUCUGGGCCUAGGAUGACAUUGGCCCUUGGUUCUAGAGUUGGUUGCAUUCUCUCCUUACCUGCAGACUAUGCACAGUUCCUGGGGCAGAGGGAGAAGUGGGAUGGCUUGCCCUGCUGAGCCUCCUCAGCAGGAAUAAUAGUAAUAAAUGCACUUUUCACAUUAAAGGUUUCUUUAUUAGUUCUCCUGUUAAGCCUAGGCUCUUCCCCUAGUAGAUUGCAAACUCAACAUUCUGUGUGAUCCCAAAGCCAUCCACUGCAAAUGCUUAGCAGUCAAGAUGGCCCCAGACUGGGUUCCUGUCUGCAGUGUGUGUGGCAGCAGCCCAUGUGCCUUUACCUAAUGUCAGACUUGGAAGCGUUUAGUCUGUCUUUAUGUUAGGGGGUCUUAGGUACUUCAGAGAGAGAGAGAACAGAUAACACAGUGGUUUUAUGCCCCCCUCACCCCCUGGCAGGGACUUUGUGUGUAGUUGUCAACUGUGAGGGUUGGUGAGCUGCUGGUAUUGCUGAAGGCAGGGUGGACCCCUCAUUUGCUUCAUGUGUGCACUCAGUGAAUUGGAUUGGGGAAGAGACUGACCGUACUCAUGGCUAACCUGAAGUAUUAAAAUACGGCUGUCCUCUACACACUUCCUAGUCACACAGGAUCCCUGUAGCCAAAACAGUAUAUGUUCCAGCUGCAGAGAGCAGACUGCUCUCAGCUUGCACAGCACCUUAGGGGAGGGAAGAAUAUAUGGAUAGGUGAUAGGGGUGGAGAACAGAUGGGGAUUUUGUCAUCCAGGUGGUUUUAGGGUCCUAAGGAGUAGAGAAGGAUGGCACUGGGGAGGUCUGGAUGGAUCUGAUUUGUGUAGGAGUUCCCUGUAGAUAAAUUACUGAUCCCCCAACCACUAUCCCCAGUAUGUAAUGGCUGAAUUAAUAUGUAAUCAACUGCAUUGUAUCUAAAGCCUUAGAACUAGUCAGGUGCUCCUCCCACCCAAUACCAUUUCUUACCCUCUAAUCCUACCUGAUCUUUAACAAAGCAUUAAUAAUUCUAAGGAUAAUCUCUAUUUUGUUGUGCUUUUUUGUAACUGUUUUAAAUAAAUCAAUUUGUACUGUAUAUUUGUACUUUUGUGAGAUCCUUUUUGCUGUUUUACCAUUUUAAGUCUCUGUACUUGGCUACACACAGAUUGUAUUUUUAUUGUUAAUGCUCUUCUUAUGGAUACCUGCAUUUAACUUGUGGACUAUGUAAACACAAUAUAUAUCAAUAUCUAUAUAUCUAUAUAUCGAUCUAUAUAAACUACUAGCUUUUC